Pterocles gutturalis (yellow-throated sandgrouse) is the source of this 1059-nucleotide messenger RNA. Its product is annotated as mas-related G-protein coupled receptor member X1-like. The record is from RefSeq and is a predicted model, not a curated record. Gene Ontology annotation, biological process: G protein-coupled receptor signaling pathway. The transcript has a single exon. Lineage: Eukaryota; Metazoa; Chordata; Aves; Pterocliformes; Pteroclidae. Gene Ontology annotation, molecular function: G protein-coupled receptor activity. Gene Ontology annotation, cellular component: membrane. Bases 1 to 1059 code for a protein of 352 amino acids.
AUGGAAGGACCCUGCUGGAGCCAGCCCAGUGGGAUGGUGAAUAACGGGAGCUGGCAUCACAAGCUGCUGGGACAUGAGGAUAAUCACUACAACUGGACUGACUGUGAAGCCGGUCACUCGAACAAAGUCCCUGUCACGCUGCUCAUCGCGCUCUGUGGGCUGGCGGGGAACGGUGCUGUCCUCUGGCUGCUCGGCUCCCGCGUCCGCAGGAACCCCAUCACCGUCUACGUCCUCAGCCUGGCCGCCGCCGACUUCACCUUCCUCCUCUCCAUCGCCAUCGCCCUUGUGAUAUUUUACGGCCCCGAGAGCCUUUGUCACAGUCUGGGCUCGCAGGACGUGACAACCGUGUUGAAUAUCACCAUCCUCUCCACUUUCACCGCCAGCAUCUACCUCCUGACCGCCUUCAGUGCCACGACGGCUCUGUCCAUCCUCCCCCCGUCCUGCUGUCCCUGUCACCGCUCCUGGCACCUGCCAGCGCUCGUGUGUGCCCUGCUCUGGGUCCUCUCCUUCCUGCUCACCCUGACCCUCUACUUCUGCCCUGCGGCACUCGCUGUCUUCAUCCUGAGUUACCUCUUAUCGGUCCUUACCCUGAUUUUUUCUGGUCUGACCCUGCUUGCCAGGAUCUUGUGCUGUUCAUGGCAAUAUCCCCCCAGGAAGCUCAGUGCUGUGGUCCUGCUGCCUGUCUUCUUCUUCCCUUUCUUCACCGCUGAUUUUGGUUACUGGCUCUUGCUGAGACUGUUUGAUUUUUCUGUUUUUGUCUUUGAUGCCUCUCUCCCGCUCGCCUGCUUGAACAGCAGCAUCAAACCCGUCAUUUACUUCUUGGCUGGGAGCUGCGCAAAGAAGUUCACACUCUCUGUUAGGGUUGCUUUCCAGCGGGCUUUCGAAGAUGUAUCAGAGCCCCAAAAUAGAGGCGGAACUCCCAGAGAAACUUCCAGCUGUUUAAACCUCUGCAGCCCCUCCCUGAGAGAAGAUGCUCUGGGGAUGGAGGCGUCUCAUGAGCCGGGGCAAGACAAGGACAACGGCUUCGGUGUGGGUCUGGCCGCAGCUGAACGGAAUUAG